AUUCAAACUCCUCAGAAACCCUGGAUUGUGUAGUUUGUCAAAUGAUGUUUUCUUUUCACAGCUCUGGCAGCCUUAAAAGCGGCGCUUAGCUAGCAGACUGUCAGUCGUAAUUAAGAACAAGUUCGGUUGUAAUUUUACUUCAAACGGAAAUUACCAUAUUUUGCAUAUUUUACUCCCAGGUUCAGCACAAGCGAGGCAGUCCGGAUUGGCUGCGUUUUAAUGGAGACGCUGUCAAAAACACCCGGUGCUGAUGCUACGCGGGAGAAGGAUCUCUGUCCACCUCCAGCACCCAGUGGAGUAGUAUCUGACGGCCUGUCACUCCCAUCUUAUAGAGAGUAUCCUGCUCACCGUCCCUUCAUUAACACACUACUGCAACACACACCCCAAACACGCACACGUCUGUCGUGUCGACCUCCAUCACCCAGCAAGGCAUUCCCAGAGACCAGCAGUGCAGAGAUCUUAUCUGCCUUGAGGAACCUCCAGGAGAAGAUCAAGAGGCUGGAGUUGGAGAAAGGACAUGCAGAGCACAGUCUGCACACUCUGGGGGAAAAUGCAUCACACACACAUCUGCAGCGGGAUCAAGUCACACAGAGACUCUUAAAGGAUCACACAGACACCAAAAGAGAGAUAAGUGGCCAGUCCAACUGCAAUCAAGUGUUGAUCACCCACCUGGCUGCUGCAGAGUCUCGCUGUGUGAAGCUGGAGCGCCAGCUGGAUCACAUGAGGAGGAUGUUGCGCAAUGCCAAGGCAGACAGGACCAGCCUGCUCCAACAGCAGGUUGCCAUGGAGACAGCUAAGUUAGCUAAUCAACAAUCUGACAAAGCGUCUGAGCAUGCCCAGUUGGAGAAGCUGGAGCGACUGGAGCAGGAGUAUUUUAGGCUGACUCGCACACAAAACAACGCUGAGAUGAAGAUUCGGGAGCUGGAGAUGAAACUACAGGAGGAGGAGCACCAGAGAAAACUGGUCCAGGAUAAGGCCAAUCAGCUACAGACAGGUUUGGAGACCAAUAGAAUAUUGCUGCAGUCCGUGUCACCUUGUCUGUCCAGCAGACAGUCCAAAGAGAAGAAGUCCAAUUCAAAGAAAUCUUCACCACAGCAGUCGUCCUACACAGAGCCACAUUAUAGGCUGAGCCUCAGAGAUGUACCUUUUGUUGCUGGAACGGUAUCGGUAGGCUGCAGCCACUCAGUCAGAGCCAACGUCCAGUCAGUUUUGUCUCUCCUGAAGCGACACCAGCCACACCUCUGCAACAGCCGCGUCCUCUCUAACACCGCAAACAGCUAUGAGACGGGUAGUCUCAGGCAUUCAGACAGCUCCUCCUCUUCCUCGUCCGCUAGCGGGCAGGAGUUAUCAGAGCUGCUGCAAGCACUACAGGAGGAGCUGCGACUCAUGAGCUUGGAGCAGGACGAGUUGAUGAGGCAGGAGGAGGCCAGUGUUUCUGACCAGGAAAGAAAAGAAGUUCAGAGGGAGCAGGAGAGGCUGCUGCUCAAAAUGGAAAGGAAAGGAGAGCAGAUCAGUAAGCUCUACAAACACAAAACACAGAUCAAGAAGUUAAGAAAGGAAGCUGAUUCCAGGCGCAACAGUGGGAAUGAGGUGCGAGUCAGUACCACAGUGUCCACUAGAGGUCGCUCUAAAGUUAGACCAGGAGAGAGGAGCAAGAGGAACCUGAGGCUGCUGAGGGACAUGAGGGCUCUGCAGACCUCAUUACGGACCUGAAACUCACCAGUAUAUGAACACAGCACAUUAGCUUAAACGUUUUGGUGCUAUCAACCUACCAUUAUUUCACUAUCGACACAGGCCCUGACUGUUUUUAUUGUAACUGUAUUCAAAACAUUGUAACAUCUAAAAAGAUCAACCAGACCUAAGCAUCUUGGCUCAAACGUCUCCCUGGAUCAGUUUGUUUGAUUUACUUGAUUUUUAAGUCCUUUACCAGCAGAGGGCAUGGCAUUCAUAAUUCCAUUUUAACUAUUAUAUAAUUGAAAAUCCAUUGAGUGCUGGAAAAUAUAUUUAGAAUGUGUUAUUUUAUGUAGUUUUUGGGCAUGGAAACAUAUUUUACAAUAAUGGACAACCUGGACAUAAACAAAUCUCAGAAUAAGUAAGCCAAAAUCCCGGGUUGCUUGAUUCCAGAUUCUCACAUUUCAUAAAUAUUGAUAAAUUGGAUGCAACAGCAAUUGGUACCCUGAAGAAACUGUAGUGAUGAAAUAUUUGAAUGCAAUUGAAUGUUGUGCUGAAGGACCUAAAAGUACACUGUACUCUAUUUAGU
Etheostoma spectabile (orangethroat darter) is the source of this 2260-nucleotide messenger RNA. It is a transcript of the gene cep57, whose product is annotated as centrosomal protein 57. The record is from RefSeq and is a predicted model, not a curated record. The transcript has 11 exons. NCBI's taxonomy places the organism in Eukaryota, Metazoa, Chordata, Actinopteri, Perciformes, Percidae. The coding region runs from base 220 to 1713 and encodes 497 amino acids. Gene Ontology annotation, molecular function: microtubule binding; gamma-tubulin binding; identical protein binding. Gene Ontology annotation, cellular component: centrosome.